Molecule: messenger RNA, 345 nt
Organism: Gavia stellata (red-throated loon)
Lineage: Eukaryota; Metazoa; Chordata; Aves; Gaviiformes; Gaviidae
Product: gallinacin-1 alpha-like
Exons: 5
Coding region: 1-345 (114 amino acids)
Biological process (GO): defense response
Cellular component (GO): extracellular region
Source: RefSeq, a predicted model, not a curated record
AUGCGCAUCCUGUACCUGCUCUUCCCCUUGUUCCUCCUGUUGGUCCAGGGUGCUGCAGGAUCCUCCCUGGCUCCAGGAAAUAAGGCAGAAUGUCAUCGAGAGAACGGCUUCUGUGGAUUUCUGAAGUGCUCUUUCCCUUUUAUCGUCAGUGGAAAAUGUUCAAGGUUUUUCUUUUGCUGCAAAAAGGUGCUGCAGGUGUAUCUCUGGCUCCAGGAAAUGAAGGUCAAUGAAAUGGUGAUGAAUCCCUGGACUUUCCAAGCAGAAUGUCCCCCUCGCUUCUGGAUCCUGGAACCAGUUCCUGACAUCCUCUCCCCUCCCUGCAUCUGCUAUCCUCAGGUGGUGUGA